This is a messenger RNA of Purpureocillium takamizusanense, 1028 nucleotides long. Its product is annotated as Carbonic anhydrase. The record is from RefSeq and is a predicted model, not a curated record. NCBI's taxonomy places the organism in Eukaryota, Fungi, Ascomycota, Sordariomycetes, Hypocreales, Ophiocordycipitaceae. The transcript has 3 exons. Gene Ontology annotation, molecular function: carbonate dehydratase activity; zinc ion binding. Bases 151 to 636 code for a protein of 161 amino acids.
AAGGGGCGGGCGCGAGCAGUUCACUCGAGCUAUAUAGUAACAUUGAUGGACACAUUGAUGGAACUGCUGUUUUCGACAGCAAAAGUAUUGCCGAAGCUUGCGACGUAGCUAGCCAACAUUUUACAGCAACACUCCCAGACACCAGACACCAUGUCCGUCGCAGCUGAAUUUGAGGCGGCGAACCAGAAGUACGCGGCGUCCUUUGCAAAGGGCGACCUGCCACUUCCCCCCGGCCGAAAGGUCGCGGUAGUGGCUUGCAUGGAUGCAAGGCUGGAUCCUGCCAAAGUCCUCGGCCUCGAAGAGGGUGACGCCCACGUCAUUCGCAAUGCCGGCGGGCGGACAAUCGAGGCGCUGCGAUCAAUCGUCAUCUCCCAGCAGCUUUUGGGAACUCGGGAGAUUGCCAUUGUACACCAUACCGAUUGCGGGAUGCUCACCUUCUCGGAUGAGGACCUGCGGGCCAAGGUGAGGCGUGAGUUGGCCGAGGACGUCGACCACUUCGCCUUCCUCCCUUUCACCGACCUCAAGGCGAGCGUCCAGGACGACAUUCAGAUACUCAAGAAGAGCCCGCUGGUGCUCGACGUGCCCAUCACGGGGUACAUUUACGACGUCAAGACCGGCAAGAUUGACAAGGUCUAGCAAUGAGGCGGUACGAAUGAGGCCCAAUACGCAACAAUUGCUGAUGAAGAGUACAAGAUGCCCGAACCGCAAGCGUACCUGCGAAUUUGCGUGGCCCUGAGCAUCACCGUCAUGUGGGGGACGGUCUGUUGGCCAGCACGAUGCGAUAGCCGUCUGGGUCUUCAAACGUCUUGCCGCACCUGUCCCAGUAGGGGUUGAAGGCUGCGACCGGCUGGAAACCGCUGCUUCCCAUGCGCGCGACUGCCGCCUCGAACUCGUCUUGCUCUGGUAGAUAAAAUACCAGCAGGUUGUCCUCGGUUGGCGCCCGACCGGCGUCGUGCCCCCGCUUCGUCGUGAACUCGAGGUGAUACCCAGCACCCUUGUGCCCAAUCAUGAUGCCGUCGAAACCCUCG